UAGCUCAAACUUAAGAUUGAAUCAGAAAUCAAAUCAGUGUAGUGUAUUCUUCAUUGCUUUCCGAACCUUCCGCUACCUUAUCAGAAUAAAAAAGAUUAAUUGAUGAGUAACAUGAUAUUAAUCAAUUGCCUUAUAAUAUGCGCCUGUAUAUUCACUUGUGGAGCGCAGGAUACUUCGUUGGACAACUUGAUUGCCGACAUCUUUAAGACCGAUGAAACCCCUGCAUCCAGCACUCAAGCACCAAUAACAGGCAGUUCUGUUGCUCCAGUUGUCAACCCAAAAGACUCGUCUUCAGGUAACUCAGGAUCCGGAUCAGGAUCAGCCCAAUAUGAGUCCUGCGGCGAUCAAAAAGAGUGCGUACCCCGUUGGCUGUGUGUAAAUGAUACGAUAAACACCAGCGGCGAAAGUAUAAUUGAUAUUCGAAUUGAUACGGGAUCACAAUGCAAAAGCUAUUUAGAUCUGUGCUGUGAUCUUCCAAAUAAGAGACACGAUCCGAUAUUCCCAAUAAACGAAAAUCCGGAAGGCUGCGGCUACUCGAAUCCCAACGGCGUGGGAUUUAAAAUUACCGGAGCUACGAACCAGGAGUCCGAGUUUGGGGAAUUCCCUUGGAUGCUAGCAAUUCUUCGCGAAGAUGGUCCACUUAACUUGUACGAAUGUGGAGGAGCCUUGAUUGCUCCCAAUGUGGUUUUAACUGCUGCCCAUUGUGUUCAUAACAAACAGCCCAGUUCCAUAGUUGUGAGAGCCGGCGAAUGGGAUACUCAAACAAAGACUGAAAUCAUUCCACACGAGGACCGAUAUGUCAAGGAAAUAGUCUAUCAUGAACAGUUUAACAAAGGAGCACUUUAUAACGAUGUGGCAGUUAUGUUAUUGGAAAGCCCAUUUACUCCCCAGAUGAACAUUCAACCUGUUUGCCUGCCCAACUUUGGUGAUAACUUCGAUUUUGAUCGUUGUUUUGCAACCGGUUGGGGCAAGAACAAGUUCGGCAAAGAUGGAGAAUACCAAGUUAUCCUGAAAAAGGUUGAUAUGCCCGUGGUGCCGGAGCAAAAGUGCCAGACGAACUUACGCGAAACACGCCUCGGAAGACACUUCAUUUUGCACGACAGCUUCAUUUGCGCUGGCGGAGAAAAGGACAAGGAUACCUGCAAGGGCGAUGGCGGAUCUCCUUUAGUGUGUCCCAUCAAGGGCCAAAAGGGCCGAUUCAAGUCAGCUGGUAUAGUUGCCUGGGGAAUCGGAUGUGGAGAAGAAAACAUCCCUGGAGUGUACGCCAGCGUUGCCAAACUUCGUCCAUGGAUCGACUCAAAACUGAAAAUAUGGAACAUUGAUCCCAAACAUUAUACACCCUAAGAACAAGUAAUAAUGAAAACGAAUAAAGCAAAGUAGGCCUUAGCUCUACUUUUUUAUUAAUUCCGAAAAAUAUAAAUAAUAUUAUAUCUUC
Drosophila elegans is the source of this 1435-nucleotide messenger RNA. Its product is annotated as phenoloxidase-activating factor 2. The transcript is spliced from 4 exons. The record is from RefSeq and is a predicted model, not a curated record. Gene Ontology annotation, molecular function: serine-type endopeptidase activity. Gene Ontology annotation, biological process: proteolysis. Lineage: Eukaryota; Metazoa; Arthropoda; Insecta; Diptera; Drosophilidae. Bases 103 to 1344 code for a protein of 413 amino acids.